UACCCCGAAAUUUACAGCGAAGGAUUACGGACAUCUCUCUCUCCCUAGGUCUAGGGUUUAUACAAACUCGCGCAGUCCAGGCUCCGCCUUCCUCCCCAACAUCCCAAACCAACCUAACACACCAUGGACUUCACGAAGAAGCGCAAAACUGAGCCGAACGGCACCGUUUCACUAUCUCCAGCUUCCCAAUCGAGUUCUCUAACCUCAGAAGACGCCCGCAAGCUCCUCCAACCCUUGACCCAGGACCAGCUCAUCGACAUCCUCCAAAACGCCGUCGUUCGCCACCCCGACGUCCUCGACUCCGUCCGCUCCGUCACCGACAAAGACUCUACCCUCCGGAAACUCUUCAUCCGCGGCCUAGGCGCUGACACCACCUCCGACUCCCUCCGCUCUCUCUUCUCCGCCUUCGGCGACCUCGACGAGGCCAUCGUAAUUCCCGACAAGGCCACCGGAAAAUCCAAAGGCUACGGCUUCGUCACGUUCAAGCACGCCGACUCGGCCCUUCUCGCUCUCAAAGAACCGAGCAAGAAAAUCGAUGGUAGAGUCACUGUGACGCAAUUCGCCGCCGCCGGCUUGACGGCGUCGUUUAGCAACAGCAACUCUAACGCCACCGAUGUCUCCGCCAGGAAGAUUUACGUGGGAAGCGUACCGUUUGAUAUCUCUUCGGAGAGACUGUUGUCGACUUUCUCGGCGUACGGAGAGAUUGAGGAAGGACCGCUAGGGUUCGAUAAGGCCACCGGAAAAUCAAAGGGGUUUGCUUUCUUUGUGUACAAGACUGAGGAGGGUGCCAGGGCUGCACUUGUUGAACCCAUAAAGAACAUCGACGGUCAUCAGGUGGCUUGCAAAUUGGCGGUGGACAACAAGAAGAGCAAACCUGGUGGGGCCCAAGCAGCUCCUGUUGAUAACUCCGGCGUCCCUCCACCGCAAUCUUCGAUGCCACCGGGGUUGUAUCAGGGCCCACCUCCGCAUCAGCAGGGCCCAUAUUCCGGUUAUCCCGGCGGGCAUCAGCCUUUGCCUGGGCUGCCUGGUAAUAAUUUCGGUGCUAGGUAUAAUGCCAAUUUGGGAGGUGCAUAUGGUUUGCCGCCACCAGGUGAAUUCACAGCUCGGUUGCCGCCAAGUUCUAUAGGAAUGGGUCAUGGAGGGUAUUCGGAUGGUCCACAUUAUGGUUUAGGAGCAUCCAUGGGGCUUCCUUCUCAGCAUCAGCAGCCUCCUUCUGUACCUAGAGUCCCGCCUGGUGGACUUUACCAGGGGAUGCCACCAUACUACUGAGUACUUACUAAGGUCCUUGAGAAGCUUCUUGGGCGCAAAUGCUUUAAAUGGUUAUGGUGAUUUCAUGAAUGCAGACAAUGAAAUCUUUGGAUUGAUUAUAUGGACUGCUGUGAUUCUGUUGCUGCUUCACUUCAUCUGCUUCUAUGAGUUGUGCCUUGUUUUCUGAUCAAUGUUGAUCUAAAUGUAGAACUUAUUCGAAAGGAUAGUAUACCUUUUGUGAUAAAUGAUGUGCUGAAAUAGGGACUUCCUUUUUUGUUGAGUUGAUGACAAUACUUCCUCUGUUUUUUGUAAACUUCCUUGCAUUUCUUUAUGCUAUAAUGCUGAUAGUUGUUUUCUUUAUGUGAUAAUUUGUGGCUUUACCUUUAUAUGUGGCUCAUGAAAACUUCUAAUUUUUAUCAUGACAUACAAGUUUUGUUUCAGGAGUUUCAAUUAUUUAAGUUUAAAUUGGAAACCUCUGUUCCCUCUAAGUCCAUACCAUGAUGUCUUUCUUUGUUUGACUUUGGUUAGGUGUGUGAGUGAAAGUGCAAUUGUUCAUAUUCAUGAUUUUUAUGUAAUGUGGGCUUUGAUGUAAGCUUUCCAUUCUGCGGGUUCUCUACGUGCUGCCCAGUGAUUUGAUAGUUUGUCGUAUAUUCGAUACUUCCUCACCACUAGAUGAAUAGUGCAACGUUGGUACUUUUCUAUUUAUUGAGUUCGGAAUAGCUGUACAACUGGAACAGAUCAUAUUGUGUCUUUUUCCAUCUCUCUUAUGAACCUAUAGGUGAAGAUCCUAAAAGUGACUCCUUUUUCCAUCACAUUCAUGCUCAGUUUGGUCUUUGUAACGAGGGAGUUUAACCUAAAAUUUCAGGUGAAAUAUCCAUCUUCUCAGUAUAACAAAAAUAGGACACUUUAUUUUCUCUCUCAAACACUUCUCAGUUCUGUGAUCUGUCUCCUACGACUUAUUUCAGUUAGUUUAUGUUGAAAAUAAAGUUGUUAUACAGCCUUCCACGUCAUUUCGGAUAGUUGCUAGUAUCUUUAUUGGUUAGCUUAUGUUGACUUUGUCUCUUGUAUAUCAUGUAUGACUAUGCAAGUUGUGGGUUUUGUGAACUUGUUUACGUAUGAAAGAGUUUAUAUUGCUUUAGAAUCAGCCAUGAUGUGCAAUUAAAGUGAGUAUGAUGUCUUAGGUGUGUAAGUUAUUCUGCUGAACUGAUAUGAAAAUUAUCAUAUACAUUAAAGCGCAAGUAUCAUUCUGUCUUUCUUUCUUUUGGAAAUUCUUGUCUACUGCUUUUCCCUAUUCCCUCAAUUCAAGUGAAGCAUAGAGGGAAGAUUCUUAAAAUGGUUUCCUUCCUUUUUUUCGGGUUUUCAUACCCCACAAUCUAUAGAAAGCCUAAUGCAUCAUAUAAUUAGAAAUGGGUGUUCUUAUUUUCUCUCCCAGACGUAAUGUUGAAUUGUCCUCGUACCAUAUGUUAUCUUUGUGUAUUUUGAGUGUGGUUGAUGUAUGAGGAAAGCCACAUCCAUAUAUUAUACAUAUUAUGCCCUGUGGUUUCUGUUGGCUUUUGUGGAUAGCAUGACUCAGGCUUACCCUUUUCUCGGCUGCUGCUAACUAAUGAACCCGGAGUUGGCUUCUCUGUUCUUUGUUGGUCCAUUCUUGUGAUGUGGAAAAACAUAUAUGGCCCUCGUGGAGGUUGGAUCCUAAUCGGUGUGACCUGCUUAGUCAUUAUAGUUUAUCCUCAUCUUGAGAUCAAUGGCCUUAUUAUGGGUGGUGCUGGAAGUGUUUAGUUUUAUGACAUUGCGUGGGAUGAAACUUUAAUGCAUGGAGUUGAAUUUUUUUUAAUGUUUUGCCAGUUAUCUUUAUGUGUAUUUCUGGAUUGUGCCAGACGAAGAAAAGAAGGGUUGAGAUAGAUGAGUGCGAUUAGA
This is a messenger RNA of Prunus avium (sweet cherry), 3162 nucleotides long. RefSeq names its product UBP1-associated protein 2C. Lineage: Eukaryota; Viridiplantae; Streptophyta; Magnoliopsida; Rosales; Rosaceae. The record is from RefSeq and is a predicted model, not a curated record. Gene Ontology annotation, molecular function: RNA binding. Gene Ontology annotation, cellular component: nucleus.